Parnassius apollo (apollo) is the source of this 1959-nucleotide messenger RNA. Lineage: Eukaryota; Metazoa; Arthropoda; Insecta; Lepidoptera; Papilionidae. The record is from the annotation of a GenBank genome assembly.
AUGAAGAGAACUAGGAAUGAUGCAGUUAAAGCUGCUGUUACUUCCUACUUAGAGCGACGAAAUUAUCCUGAUAUUGAAAUAUUUAGUAACAAUAAUUCCACUAGUCGCAGUGCUGAAGAAAUGGCUGUAGCUACUAUUGUCCAAUGUGAGGCAAGUCGUGCAAAUUCCAUUCUUUUUUCAUGCAUCAACAACGACCCUGGACAAUAUGAUGUACAGUACUCGAGGUUGUUUAAUUUCAUAAAAGAAAUUAAAUUAGAGAAGGUAAGAAAUGAGCUACUUGGGUUAUUAACGCCAUUAUUAUGCCACCUUUACUUGGAAAUGCUUCGUGGUGGACAUGGGGGUGCAGCACAAAUGUUUCUCAAAAGACAUUCAGCCACUUUACCACAAAAAGAUUUGUCUUAUCAUCAACCAAUCGAUGGUAAUUUACCAUCAGCAUUGUACAGACCUAACAGUUUAGAACAACUUUUUAAUUCACUACAAAAUGGAACAAUAGAUAAUGAAACUCCAGAAAAAGAUUAUAUGAAUCAGUUAUUGGAUGAUAUUGGCACAAUAUACACUCUGCAAGAAAUAGAAUCAAGGCCAUCAAUUGCUGCCUUCAGAUCGUGUAAAUAUGAUAUUUACUUAUCACAAGACUCCUUAAAUACAUUAAAAGCUUAUUUAGCCAAACACGGACAUGUAUUAUUAAUUCAAGUUCUACAAACAUGGUUUCACAUUGAUAUUAAUAAUGACUCAAAUAAAAAGAAUGCUGAAGAUGAUGAAGAGCAAAAUGAAGAUGUAAAUGCACCAGUAACAAACAGUGAUGAAAAGGCAUCAGACAAAAAUGAUAUAUUUUCAAAAUGCAAUGGUCAUGCUGAAUAUCAAAAUGUUGAUAAGGAAUUAAGAGAACUGCAAGAGGCAAUAAAAGGAGUUCGUGAAUCUAUGGCACCACUUAAAUUAUAUAAGAUAGUUGCUCCUGAUACUCACCUCGUAUGUGCUAAAACAGACUUUAACUGUAAUGUGCUAUGUGGAGGAUUUAGUAAUUCAGAGAUACGACUUUGGGACCUCGGACAGAACAAUGUAAAACGAAAAAUCAACCGUAAUAUCUCUGAAAUAGGAAUAGCAUGCUAUGUGCCACCUGAACCGGAAACACCUGCAGAUACUUACUUUCAAAUAGGUACUGGCCUGCCACUACGAGGUCAUUCAGGUCCUGUGCAAGCAGUCAGCAUUUUAUCACGGGAACAACUUGUAUUGUCUGCUUCUCAUGAUAAUACUAUGAGAGCUUGGAGGCUAUCGGAUUAUUCAUGUGCCUCCAUAUACAGAGGUCAUAAUUACCCAAUUUGGUGUAUGGAUGUUUCCAAAAAUGGUCUAUUUAUUGUGACCGGUUCGCAUGACAAAACAGCAAAAUUAUGGUCCCUUGAUAGAACAUUCCCAAUACGGGUUUUCGUGGGGCACAUGUCUGAUGUCACGUGUGUGAAGUUCCACCCCAACGAGGCGUACAUAGCGACGGGCGGCGCGGACCGCAGCGUGCGGCUGUGGGGCGUGUGCGACGCGCGGCUCGUGCGCGUGCUGUGCGGACACCGCGCCGCCGUCAGGGCGCUCGCCUUCGCGCCCUCCGGCUCCUACUUGGCCAGUGCUGGUGAUGACAAGAAGAUUAAAGUUUGGGACCUGGCUGCUUGUACAUGCAUACAUGAACACCGUGGACAUCAUGGUAAAAUAACAGCAUUGGACUGGUCUGCAGUGGGGAAGGCGAGCCUCACAAAUAGAGUUGUGUUAGACCCUAAUGACAUAUCAGUGGAUAAUUCACUGUUAUGUUCAGCUGGUAUGGAUGGUGUUGUGAAAAUUGCAUGGGAUAGUCAUUCAAAAAAUAAGCAAGUCACCAGUCAAGACAUGAUUACUUCUACCUACAAUACAAAGUGUUCCUAUUUAGUUGAUGUACAAGUACAUCCAGACUGGCUAGUUGCCAUUGGAACAAAUAGAUAA